This is a messenger RNA of Lymnaea stagnalis (great pond snail), 16022 nucleotides long. The record is from the annotation of a GenBank genome assembly. NCBI's taxonomy places the organism in Eukaryota, Metazoa, Mollusca, Gastropoda, Lymnaeidae.
AUGAUAAUGAUGGCAGCCCCCCAUGCCAAUGUAGCAUCAGUUCAUUUUCUCAAUGAAACCUGCAAAAAAAAGUUUAAGUCCUAUAAAAAUGUGAGAUAUUAUAAUAUGGGUAAUCUCUUAUUUUAGCGUGAUUAAUUAUUUCAAGUGAAAUAGUUUUAAAACUUUCAAUUUACAUAAUUUACCUCAUGAAAUUAGUCUUUGACUCUUUGACUACUUUGAGUUUUAGUUGUCAAUGAUAUGGCAAUGUGACUCAAUGACAAUGUCAUUGAAUGGUACUACUAAGACUACUCUAUUAAGUAUAGCUAUAGGGACUUCGGUGUGGCCCGGAAAUACCUGAAAAAAGGCUGUCGUAAUUUUGUUGUCAAAAUGGCGACCUCCACUUUUUAAUUGACCAAGGGUAGCGUUGUUAUGAAUUUUUUAGCAGAUGUUAGUUUUGUUAGUAAAUUCUACUUCCGCCCUCAACUUAAAGCAGACAAGACAUGUUAUUUGUUAAUGUAGAUACUUCGACUUCGAUGAAACAAGGGAGACUACUACUUUUUGUGUAUCGGAAAUAGAAAUCGGCGCCGAAAAAUCCGAGUUUUUAAUUUUCCGAUGUGUGUAUCUAUUAUUAAAUUAGUACUUUCGAUAUAUAUUUGAGUUCCGUUUUCGGCCUCAUAAUUAGGUAGACAUCUUGGCCUACAUUUUAAUCAAUUUCUUUUUCAUUUACAAUCAGUCAGCUUUGAGAAAAUCCUUGGUAAAUAUAAGGCAACUUUCAUCAUUAAAAUUAAGUCGAAGGAAAAAAUUUGUCACUACCAAAUUUUUUUUGCAUCUGGGGAAUCUAUUGAUCUACAUGUAUGCCAUUUUUCACAGCGAUAAGUGUCUUACGAGAGACGCCAUGUUUCUACGCGUUCGCAGCAGGUCAUGCAGCUCGCUCAACCUAAUUUCGCCAUGGGGUGGGCCACGCCCCCUUUUUAAUGGCGGACUUUGCCGAUACUUAGGAAAUAUUAAUUUAUUACCACUAUUUACAUCAAAAUAAUUGAUAACUUGUGUUUCAGAAUGCAUUUUGAAGACAUUUAAACUGGAAUGUUUUAAUUUGAGCUUUAACAACCCGGUAGAAUCCAUAUUAUAAAUGAUCAGAAUUUACCGUGUGCAACACGUUGUCAUUGGCAACCAUUCACAGCCACUUGCAUAACGGCUGUAUCGUAGUACUACCUCAGAGUUUCAUUCAUAAGAGUUUGCCGUGUGCAAAAACUACUAUACCAUUGGUCAGGGAAAGCUUUAAUUAAUUAUUCAUGUGCCAAAGUUGAAAGUUUAAACUAAGUCGACCCUAAACAGUAUUUUAGUGAUAAGGCGAUGUGUUGCCUUAUAUAAAGUAUAUAGUCAUUGCGCAUGACACGAUCAGCGAAAUGAGGUCACAAGAUGUGGAGGUUUCGUCCAUAGUAAAAAAUACCAAACGAACUCACACUUUAAAAAUUCAUAGCUCAAAAAAUAUUUAAGCUAAAAUGUUGAUUGUGGUUUCAUUUUUUUAUUUGAAAUUCACUCUAACUAACUGUGUUAUUAAAAAAAUUAUUUCAAUUUUUUAAAAUUUUGUAUUCAAGUGCCUAGUUAAUGUGACACUUCUGGUAAAUUACGAGGACGAAUGCCACUAUUUUAUCAAAUUUCACGAAUGUAUCCCUAAAUCGAUCCCUAUGCCUAACCUGAACACUAAAUCGAUCCUUAUGCCUAACCUUAGGGACUUUGGUAUGAUCCGUAAAGUGCCGAAAACGGGGUAUUGGGAUUUCGUUGUCAAAAUGGCGACCUCCACUUUUUAAUUUACUGAGGGUAGUAGUGUUGUUUCAGAUUUCUUCUUCUAUAUCUUAAGGGCCCACGAUCAAUUUAUUGAUCAUUUUGGCUCCUAUGCAUGUAGAUGAGAUUUGCAAUGUUUCUGUGCCUGGUGUUGAUGAGGAAAUUUCACUGAUUUCCAGAGCCACUUUGUGAGGGAAUCACGCACUAGGGGUUUGAAGGCUUGAGGCAAUAGACACAAAUGUGUCUAGUGUAGACACAAAUGUGUCUAGUGUUGUCGCCUCAACCGUUCUUUUUGAAAGCUUGUUCCAGUCCCAUAUUGUCUUGGGCAGGAAUGAGCAGCUCCUAUACUGGCUUCUUUCGGGUAUGAGCCUGAAUUGCCUGUCAUGGCCUCGUCGCUGUCUAUGGAGGAGAAGGGCAAGUUUCUGCUUAAUACUGGAACAGUGGACCAGCCCAUUAUUUAUUUUGUACAUCAUGGAGAGCGGGGAUUGUCGUCGUCGUUCCUCCAAUGGUGACCAGUCUAGAGUUUCCAGCAUGCUGCCAACACUAGAGGUAUUCCUGUAGCAGUUUAGGACAAAGCGUGCUGCUCGUCGCUGGACCGCCUCCAACCUGUCAAUGCUCUUCUGGGUAAAUGGGUCCCAGACUGAAGAUGCAUAAUCUAAAAACGGACGGACAAAGGCUUUAUAUGCUCUUUCUUUCACACAGGAGUUGUCAAUCUUUAGAUUUCGCCUUAAGAACUCCAGGGUCUUGUUAGCUUGGUUACAAACAUUGUUAAUAUGCUCGUCCAAGCGGACCUCUCUUUGAAUGGUAACACCCAGGUGCUUUGCGGAGGAAACUGGCUCAAAUAUAUGGCCGUGAAGUUCGUAUUGGUAGUAUAGAGGAGUACAACUUUUAGAGACUGAUAGUGUCUGGCACUUGGCAGGGUGAAAGUCCAUGUCCCAGCUCAUCUCCCACUUAGCUAACAGAUUGAGGUUCUGUUGUAGCUGGUCCUGGUCAGAUCUGUUGGCGAUCGUCCUAUACACUGCUGUGUCAUUUGCGAACAGUCUUGCUUGUAAUGUCAGUUUCUCGGACAUUACAGACAUUAAUGUAUGCUGGGAACAAACAGGGGCCCAGCACUGAUCCCUGGGAGACCCCUGACUUCACAUCGACAAAGGAGGAGCUUGUACCGUCCACCACUACUGCUUGGCAUCGGUGGCUGAGGAAGCUAGAGAUCCAUGUUUUAGUGGUGCCUUGGAUCCCAUAUCUCUGGAGUUUGUGUAGAUUCACACGAUCAAAUGCCUUUGAGAAGUCCAUUACCAGCACGUCAGUCUGCUUGUGGUUCUCCAGAUUGGUCAUCAGGUCUUCUACAAAUUCAAGAAGCUGGGUCUCGCAUGAUUUAUUGACUCGGAAGCCAUGUUGACAGUCAUUGUGUAUAUUUUGGCUUUCAAGAUGCUUCAUGACUGUGCUUACGAUUAUGUGCUCCAACAAUUUGCAGACCACGCUGGUGAGGGAUAUCGGACGAUAGUUGGCAGGGUCUGAAUGCUCCCCUUUCUUGUAGAUUGGAGUGACAUGCGCUGUUCUCCAGUCUGCUGGAACAUUUCCUGUGCACAGUGACGAUUGGAAGAGGAUUGUCAGUGCAGGAGCGAUUUCUUUGGCUAAUUCUUUGAGCACUUGUGGUUUGAUGUUGUCAGGACCACAUGCUUGAGGGUAUUGAGGAGGGCAAACCCACCUUGUUCUGAUAUCUGGAUGUCUUCCAUGACAGGGUAGGCUCUGUUCAUCAUUUUGGUCUUCAGAACUCGGUCUCAGGGUACUCUCUACCGUCACCAAAGACAGACCAGAACUGCUGAUUGAGUAUGUCAGCCUGUGCUUUUGGGUCAGAUGUCAAUUGGCCAUCCCACCUCAGGGGGGGGAAACUCCAGCUUUAGAGGACUUUUGGUGCGUCACAUAGCUCCAGAAGCGCUUGUUCAUGACAUCCUUGGUCGGGGUGUCUUCCUCUGAGAAGAUGCCCUUCAUGUAGUUCACAUAGGAUCUGCGCAAUAAGCGUUGAAUGGCUCGGCGGAGCCUCAGUACCUCCUCUCUCUCAGUUCAAUCGAGCCAUUUUUCUUCAUACGUUUGUAUUGGUGGUCUCUCCUGUGGAUGAGCCUAUGUCUUCCGCUAUGCUGGUGCUUAUUGAUUACUGAUUACGUCAACAUAUCAGAGAAUAUCUUCAGUAAGCAGCCGACCAGGGAAACACAGCAGCCUGGCAAAAGAUGUGAGGCGCGAGACUUGGCUAUGUAAUAGAAAUCCACCAACAUUAGAGAACCAUCAAUGUCCAAGCCUUGUAAUGAGCGAACCAGGGAAAUGUUAGGAGCGGACCAGGGAUUAUGUUACGAGGUGUAAACCAGAAACAUUGUGCACAUAAUCUCCUUGUACAGUAACAGCUAGGAAUGAAGAAGAAUGCUUUAGUGCCUUAGCGAGGGUUAGAUCCGCCUGUGCUGGAUGAGAGUUGUUCUGCCCACUACCACUAAAUUAAAAAGGAAAAACACCAAAAACUCUUCACUUUGCAGUAAAUGCCGCCCCUCCAUAUAAAGGAAAAAAAAGUGCCUCCUGUGGUGGACCACCCCUUCACAGCCCCCUUCCUAUGGAAGUGGAAUGACAUUUUUAUGGCAGUUGUGAGUCAUAUAUUAGUAGGCAAGUAAUGUGUUUAAAUGGUCUGUGGUUGGUCAGCUCUAAUUCGAUAGGGGUGACUUAACUAUUUAGAUGACACCUAAAAUCGACUGAUUAGUGAUGAGUAAAAUGAGAGACUGUUAAUAAAUUGGAAGGACUUCUUAUGCUUUAUUAGUAAUCUGUUUGUUCUGGUGUUCAAUUCCCUAUUGCCAUAUAUUUCAUUACUUUCUCCUUUAUCGCCUCGUUGUAAAUCACCAACUAUUUAUUGACAAUGAAAUCAUCAAAAAUUAAAAAUUUUAAAAAUUGACACUUCAGUUAAAAGUUUUAACAAAAAUUGUCCCACAUAUUCCCAACCCUAUACUCUAAAAUCUAGACUCUUUACGUCCGUAAUGGAUGCAGGACCUUGUCACUGAAAAGCGGCAUUCUGGGCGAAGCUUGAAACUACUAUAUAAACUAGUACUAGUAUAUAGAAAAUGUGCCCCCUGAUAUGACGCCCCUGUACCACCGAGUACCACCUUUACAUGGCCCUACAUAUUCAAAGAUGCCUAAAACAUGAGUUACUUAAAUAUUUAAACUUGGCUAAACACACCACUGGUUUAGAUAGCUGUAUCAGACACCUAGACAUAAUUAAAUAAAUUUAUUUAAAUCUACAUACCCAGUACAUCCUAUUGGGCAACUUUUAUAAGGUAUCUUUGAGUUCUCCUUGAUUUAUUAAAAUGGGGCCAUGAAAGACAAAAAAUUCAUUAAAUUGUACUUUUUUGAUCUCGUAAAAUUUGUUAGAUUGUUUUAUUCCAACAAAAAGAUGGUAUUUUAUUUUCAAAAAUGCAUUUAAUGUAGUUCCAUAAGGUUAAAAUUAAGUUUUUAAUUUAUUUCACUAGAAAUAAUUCAUGGUGGUAAAAUUAAUGGUACAUUUUGAAUAGUUACUUUACUGGCUUUACAUUGAAUUAUUAAUUGUGCAGGAGCCAUAUUUAAUUGCUAUUAAAGCAUUUUACUAAAUUCCUCAGUGGUAGAAGUAGACUGAUUUUAAAUUAAGACUUACUUAGUUACUUAGUAAUUAGGCAAUCCUCCAAAAGCUGUCCCAGAUUCAAAACACUAGAAAAAUAUCCUCGAAUGAGCAGUUACUUUGACACUUCAAUAAUGGCUAAUCUAACAGUUGGACGUUGGUUAUAAAAAACUUGUUGUUCCAGUUUGAAGUGCUAUUUAAAGUUUUAACUUAAACGGGUUUUCUUUUAAUGACCAAUAAUAGUACAGUGGAGAGGGCCACUGGAUUUUCGGUGACAUAGAAAGAGAGAGUAUGCACUGUUUUCUCAUUGAAGUGCCAUUACGAUGUGUGAUCACGUUUCAGGAGUGCAUAGAAUAUGAUAGAGAGAAAUAUCCUUCCAGGCCCACUUAUUGUAUCAGACGGUGACGGAUGGAUGGCUUAUAUUAUUGUGAAACCUCGUCCACUUUUAAAAAGUCCCUUAAAACCCAUCUGUUUAGGUCCGCCUAUGACCUGUGAUGCACCCUCCUUGCCCUGCCUCAUUUUCUGUCUCGGGUUGAUCCUGUGUUAUAGGCCAAAACGUGCCAAAGUGUCCUCGUUUUAUAGCCAUUUUAAUUGUUUCUAUUGUAUAGUAGUUACUAUCCUAGUGUCUCAUUUUUUAUUUUACUUAGUUUACAUGUUUUUAAUAAUUGUAAAGCGCUUUGAGGUUUAAGGUAAGCGCUAUAUAAAAAAUGCCUAAAUAAAUAAAUAAAUAUUAACUAGAUCAGACAGGGAACACUCCAUUGUUCAGCAGAUUUUUUAAAAUCCAAAUGACCCUUGUGUCCACACUGACUAUUGAAACCAUGUGGAUGCACACAAAUUGCAAACUGAAAAGACAAUUUUCACAAGCCAUGACAUUUUCCCUUGAUAUUUGCAUGAGUUCGUGACCUGCAAUGGUUUUCUUUGAGACGAUACAUUAAAUUCUUUUACCCGGUACAUUUUUCUAUUUGAACAAUUAUUAAAUUUUUAAAAUUGUUAUAUUUUAAAAAUGUUAUCUUUUAUAUGUGUACUGAAAUUAAUAUGUAAAAUGUCAUAAAAAACAUUUCCAUAUAUUUGGAUCAAUAGAAGAAUUUUAUUUUAUCAAUAAAACAAUACAGUACCUGUUUAAAUAGCACUUCAACCCGGAAAACAUAAUUUUUUCAUAACUGACGCUCAUGUGGUAGAUUACUCAAUAAUGUUUUAUGAAGUACAUGGUCAAAUGUGAUAAAUAUCAUUCAACAACUGAAACUACUGUCAGCAAAUAUGUUUUGUGGUAAUAGCCACAGGAAAGCACACAAGUGGUUUGGGAAAAGGCUAAUUUACGAUUGACCUGCAUCGAGAGUUCUUCAAUUUCAAUAGUCUGUGUGUGUAUUUCUCAGUGAACAGGAUGUACACAAUCUUGAGCAUGCCCUAACUUCACUAAGGCAUCAUGCUGAUAAACUCCAUUAUUGAUUUGAUUGACAUCAGCAUUUCCUCAAAGUACAUGAUCAGUUAUAAUGCUAUAAUGCAUUCAAGUGUUGGUGCAUUUUCAACCAACAUCUACCAGUAACACUUUCAUAAAUUACUCAUGUUUAUAAAAGUGGAUCAAGCUGUGUCAAGUGUUGUCGCCUCAACUGUUUCUUUUGGAAGCUUGUGUCAGUCCCUGAUUGUCUUUGGCAGGAAUGAGAAGUUCCUGUACUGUGUUCUGGCCUGUUAUGGCCUCGUCACUGUCUAAUGGGGAGAGGGACGAGUUUCUGUUUAAUUUUGGAGCAGUGGACCAGCCCAUUUUUUAACUUGUACAUCAUAAUCUGGAUAAUCGUUGCCAUUCUUCCAAUGGUGACCAGCCCAGUGUUUCCAGGAUUGUGCCAACACUUGAGGUGCUCCUGUAGCAGUUCAGGACAAAACGUGCUGCCUGCACUGGACCGCUUCCAACCUGUUGAUGCUCUUCUGGGUGAAUAGGUCCCAGACUGAAGAUGCAUAAUCUAAAAGCGGCUGGACAAAGGCCAGGUUGUUACCCUUGGAGGGGCUUGAUGGAAGAUCAGUAUCUCCUCACAAAAGGGUAGAGGAAAAAAAAAAACACUUUAAAAAUAUUUCAAAAUCUGAUUUUGGUCAGACCUUGCUUCUUCGACAAUAUGUAUAACUUAAUAAUCAUAUUUUCACAUCUAAAUUCCAUAACAAUUUUUUUUUAAGGUUCAACAAUUUAUUCUACCUUGAUACAAUUCCUAAGAAAUUAAAUAAAGUUUAAUUUAAUACGAAUACAAUUUUUUACAUUUUUUUUUUUUAAAUUUAUUUUCAAAGACAUAAAUUAAAUUAAAUAUUUUUUAAUAUGUUACUUAAACUAGUGAAGUGGUGGUUUAUGGAAGAUAUAAAAAUAUUUCAAAGUUAUGUCUGAUUUAAUUUCAGAGUGUAAUCUUAGAUAUUGGGGAUGGCAAAAAAAUAUCUGGCAUGUCAACCAUUGGAAAAUACCUUCUAAGAACACAAGAUGAAUUUAAAGGUAAAUAUCCUUCAUGUGGUACCUUAAGUGGAUGUAGUGUGUCAUUAGUGGUGAGAUGUCGAUAAUUACAAAGGAUUUUUUAGAUGUUUUUGCUUAAUAGAAGUUCCUAAGAUUGUGUUGGGUGGAAGAAAGUCAUUUCCGGCCAUGGGAAAUGCCAGUGUUUUCCUUAUAUGAGCUAUACAAAUUUAAAAAAUCAUGAUUUUGGGUUGUGGGUUGGUUGGUCAUGAAGUUUAAUGUAAGUUUUAUUGGUGCACAAAAAUGAAAGUCAUUCCUGGCUCAGUACAUAAAAUAGUUUUGCUCAUUACAUGAGAACAUUGUUUUGAGUGUUAAUUUACUCAACGUCUCACCAUUGUGAAAUUUAUCAUUAUUGAAUUAUCAUUCGUAGACAAAGGUGGGCAACCUUUUUCAAAAUAUCAACGAAGGUGAUGUCUCUGCUAAAUUUAAAAGUGUCUAAUUUGUGUUAAAAAUUUGUGACAAUUUGGGGAAGGUAUGGCCCUUGUGGUAAGUAGUUCGUUUUCUAGGAUUAGAUCCCAUCUUUAUGAGCACAAAAAACAUUGUAAAAGCCUAGAACUGUUGCUGUCUCCUAGCCCCUACAAGGCUGAUGUCUAGUGUGAAGUCAAAUAAUCAUGUGACGGUUAAAAUUUCAAUUUUUUAAAAUUUAUUAACACACAAAUUCCACAAAAUGCCUAACAAGUAAUUACUGGCAUUAGCAAAAGAAACAUGUUUGCGAAAUAAUUUUCCAAAUCUCCUAUUACAAAUACUAAGAUGCCCUCCACUCAUAAAAAAAAUAUUAAGAGUCACUCCUAGCAAAAAUUAAGUUUCUCUCCUACUGUCAAACAUACUGUGUUUAUACUCCUAUAAAAAAUACUAAGUCACUCUCCUCCCAAAAAAUAAUAUCCUUCCCGCUCACAAAAUGUACACACCUUUUAUACUAAGGUUUAUAAUCAACACUUAGAUGCUGUGCUAUGUGGCUGAGUUAAAUUCAUGAUUAAAGGAAAAAUAGGAAAAGAAUAAAAAUAUACAUAAUAUCCCAAAAAUCAUGAUAUGACAGCAGAACUCAGACCUGUUUACUCUCACGAUUUUGGCGUACAAUGUAUGAUUUUGAGGUGUACACACAAUAUAUACUGUAUGUUUAUUUUUUACUAUUAAGAUAAUGUAUUGAACGAUUUCGUGAUGAUAUUGUACGCUUUUAAGAGUUUUAGGGUAAACAGGUCUGCAGUACUACAUCACAUAAUCUGACUUUGACAGCCCCUUACCUAAACCACCUUUUUCCAUAUGGUAUAUUGUUUUAAACUGUUCACUUAUGUUUUCUCGUAAAAAGGUAACCAAAUGGUAAUUUAACAGUUUUUAUUAUUGGUAACGUAACUUUAUCAUGUAUUUAAAAAAUUAUUUUCUUAAUUACCAUCAUGGCUGUCUAUUGAUGCACUCUAGAGCUUAAUUGUCAUCAAUUUUGACACUUUUUAUUUUUACAAUCAUUCAUUAGCUUGUGUAAUAAACACAGAUGGUGUUAUAAAAGAAUCAUUGAUUUUUUUUUACAAUGUGGAAUAAAAAGUCAAUGAAGUAUUGUUGUCAUUAAAAUAGACUUAUUAUGUCUACUGGAUAAUAUUUUUGUUCAUGAAAACUCUGUUGCAUUAUAAUCUAUAUUAAUUCUAAUUCUAUAAAACUGUGUUUUUUUAUACUUAUUUUUACUUAUUAUUACCAAGUCAGUAAUUUUAUUAAUUUUUUGGGGCUUUAUUAUUUUUGGCACUAUUGAAAGUCAAAUUGGUCAUUGUUUACUCAUUACCAUAUUAUUAUAGAUAUGGUUAAAAUUAAUUAUAAACUUCUUUGUUUCUAACAAUUGUCUUUAUAAUUAAUGAUUGUCAGUUUUUUUUUUACUAAGGAAGGAUAGCUUACAGUUAAUGAAUGCAUGUUUUCACAUCCAAUCCUAUUAUUAUUAUAUUUUCUUCAUUUUUCAUGAUUAUUAUUAUUAUUAGGUGGUUUUGUAUAUCGCAGUACCCAUUCAAAGUCUUUCAUCCCUUUCAACUAUAACCAACACAAGCCAAUAUACAUCUAGGAGAUAAUAGCUAGCUGGAAAAGAUGGUAGACAACAUCACUCCAGCAGAUGUUUGCGAAAUAGAUGUGUUUUCAAUUCGGUUUUUAAGGAUUUCAGUGUCUGGCUGUUUCUGAGGGCGACAGGAAGGAUGUUCCAAAUUGUUUGACUAGCAAAUGCGAAAGUGCGCCUUCCGUAAGUCUCAAGACGAACAUGCGGUAUCGAGAGUUUGCCACUAUCAGAUGAGCAGAGUUGUCUAGUCAUAAGGCGUCAUGAGUGCUUUGAGAUAGGACGACGCCAGGUCUUGCAAGCAGCGUUAGCACAGGGUUGCAAUUUUGUACUCUAUGCGAGCACGGAUCGGCAGCCAAUGCAGUUCUCUCAGAAGUGUUUUAGCAUGGUCGAAUUUGCGUUUACGAAGAACAAUGCCAGCCGCAGUAUUCUGUGCUUUUUUAAUUUUAUCCAGGAACGUAGCUGGAAGACCCACCAUGAGAGGAUUGCAGUAGUCCAUGCAUGAUAGCAUGAAUGCAGACAUCAGUUUCUUUGAUGCAUCAAACGUUAAGAAAGGUCUGAUAUGACUAAUUCUGCGCAGCUCUAGAAAAAUCACCUUGUAAAGCAUGAAAAUAUGAUUUUCCAUAGUUAGUGUUGUCUAAGUAGACACCAAGGUUUCGCACUGUUUUGGCAAACUCAAUCUGCACACCUGAGAGAGUAAGGGAUGCGUGUUAUUCACAGAUUUUAGUUUUUGAGCAGUAGCAUUGGGGAUCAGCUCGGUCUUUUCAUGAUUCAAUUUGAGCUUGUUCAUGGUCAUCCAUUGCUUAACUGACUCCACUGUCUUCUGUGUCAUACUAAGAAGCUGAGGGAACUGAGAGGGGAUCAAGGAUUUGCUGAAGUUGGGUAUCAUCCGCAAACAUGCAAUUAGCAUGUCAAACUGCUUUAUCACUGCACCCAGGGGCUGAAUUUACAUAGUGAAAAGCACCGGGCCUAGGACCGAGCCCUGGGGUACUCCGAAUUCGAUAAUAGAUUGCCUUGAGGUCAGACCGUUUACGAUAACUGAUUGAACCCAAUUUGUCAGAUACGAGCGGAACCAUCUCAGGAUGUAAUUAGUGAAACCGAACGUUUUUUGCAGAUGUUGGAGAAGUAUGCCGUGGUCAAGCGUAUCGAACGCUGCCGAUAGAUCAAGUAACGACAAAAGGGAUACCUGGCCCUCACCACAAGAUGACAGAAGGUCAUUUACGACGUGCAACAGUGCUGUCUCUGUAGAGUGAUUUGCCCUGUGUGCUGACUAGAAAGGCUCAAACAAGUCACACUAAGUGAGGUGAUCCAGGAGCUUGCGGAGAUUCACUUUAUGCUAGUCACACUUUAAUCAACCUCUACCCCUCUGUUUAAAUUUACUUGAUUGAAUACUCUCAAGAGCUCAUUUCUAUAAACUAUAAAUAUUUGUGCAAAACAUGCCACAGGAUCAUGAGAUAACCUUUUACUUUUAUUUCCCAAAUUAUAGUAGACAUUCAAAGUGCAACCUUAAUAAAUCUUUAGUGUAAAGCUAUUCCUCUUUAUAAUUUAACUUGUACUCCAAGCAGCAUCUAUAUUUUCUACAUACUGUCAGGCAACUUGUAAUAAACUCCCUAUUAUUAUUCAUUAUUCAAUUAACUUGAACUUUCAAGCCACUUGCACCAUGCAAUUAUUUAGUAAAUUAAGUUAAAAUAUUAACAAAUUAAAGAUAAUUUUAUUAAUAGGUUAAUAAAACGUGUUCUUUCCUUAGGCUACACUAUUAUUUCUUCACAUUUUUCUCUUUCCACAAUAUUCAGAAUACUUAAGAUCAUAGUGAAUCAUACUGAUGCAUAUCUAAAGUUUUAAUGAAUUUUGAUAGGUGCUAUGGUAAUUUAAAGAGUGAUGAUCAGAUAUCUGGAAAAUUCAGUUAUUUUCCAGUCUUCAAGUCCCAGUGGUGCCAGUUAGGAGGGAGUUUAGUGUGCUAUGCUCUGUGCAUCUAUUCUUGUUACGCACUGACUUGUAUUGGGAGAAAUUAAUCUCCUAUUUUAAUUUUAAUUGGCUCGUUGUAAGCAGUGCCUAACAAAGGACGAUACCAUAGAAUCAACAAUAUUAAAGGUACGACCCAAAACAGUUUCUAGUUACAAUUAAUUAAAAUUUAUUAUGUCUUAAGAUAAUUACAAAAGAAAAGAAAAUAUAAUUACAAUCUUCAACUUACAGUAUGGUAGAUCUUGUAUCGGUACACAGUUAACACAGUUAGAAUAAUGUGCCAAUAAAUAAUGCGAAAUAAUACGAGCACACAAAUACACAAAGAAUAAAACACGCCUCGUAAUGUUAAGAAAAUCUAUCUGAAAAAUCUCCGUCCCUCGUCCGUGCCUGUCAAUCCCUUAUAUAGGUGGGUCUACCGACGCCUAAGCCCUGCCUUCGACAAGCUACAUGGCAUUUCUAGAACCAUCAGAUUCAUUCUACAAAACACUACUUGGAACAGAUUAAUUAUUUUUAGUAGUUGGCGGUGUAAACAAGAAUACAUCAAAGGCCUAAGCCACACCCCUUUGUGAACACAGCGUCUCAUGUGGGGUCAAUCAGAGGGCACGCACGAGAAAUAUUAUGUAAACAAGCUCUCUAUAACAAUUCUUAUGCACGUUUAUAUAAUUGUUAAGGUGAUUACCUUCAUAUUAUAUAUUGUGUAUUUUAUGUUAUUAAAACGUCUCUUAAUUGUGAGAACAGUAAAGUUGUCUUUUUCAUUUGAGUUGGAUAGAAUAUUAUUUGAAACGUUCUGCCUUUGCUAUGUUUUUAUUCUUUAAACCCUAGAAAUCUUGCCACCUUAUAACUCAAAUAGAUUUUGUAACAAUGACAGAAAGAAAAAAAAAUAUUUUAAGUUUUCAUGUACAAUUAAAAGAAAUCUUAAACUUUUUUCCAGAUUUUCUCCUUGAAGAUCGAAUGGCAGUUGAACAGUGGCUAGAGUACAGGCACUUAAUUGAAAAUGCUGCUCAAGAUUCAGAGUUGCAAAAAGUUGUUUUGAAAGUUAGUAUGCAUUGGCAUGAAAAAAAUUUGUUUGGUUGAAGAAAAAAAAUCACAGUUAAGUAGGCCUACACAUCUGAAAAUAACUAUUUGAAAAUAAAGUUAUAAUCAUAAAUGAUUUGAACAUUACUUACUUAAUAAAAAUUGUUUAAAAAGUGAAAAUAGUGAUAACUUUGGACAGAAAAAAAUCUAAUACUUAUAAUUAAUUUUAGAGCUUGUGGUUUUCUUUUUUCCUUAUAUUUUAUGAUAUCUUUAGUUGUUUUUUUUAUUAGUAACAUUGUGAUUGCAUGUGUUAUGACCACUUGUGAAUAGUACUGGUAGUAAAUUCUUGAUGUAUAAAGAAAAAAAUUAAUUUUUAAAAAACAAAGCCUCUUUUGCUCCUUUUCUUAAAUUCCAGGAGCUGAAUCAAUAUCUAAAAGACAAAGUAUAUUUUGUAGCACAACAACUGACAUUAGCAGACAUUCUUGUGUAUCAUAGCAUCUAUGAUAUUUUUGUAAGUAUAGAUUUUUGUUAUCAUCUAAAUCAGGGGUCUCCAAACUACUGCCCUCUCAUGCGGCCCGCUGAGACCUUUUUGUCCACAGAAAAAAUUACGGAAAUGUACGUGUACCCUGCAAGAAUCAGACGCCGCUUAAGUGGACAUUAUGUUUUUACCGAAUUAAAAUAGAGGCGCACAGUUGUGCGUUAUAUUUUCUAACCGAUCAUAACUUGGAAAACCUUAUUGGCUGCUUAGUUUUUCUACUUCCGUUCACAGUCAAUGAGAUGAUAUAACGCCAUCUGGUGGCGGAGUUUUGCCCGCCAUGUUGCAGACAUAGGUGAAAACGUUGAGACUCAAAUAACGACAAAUGCAAGCAAGCUGUUCCACCUCUCAACUGCUUGUGUUCAUUAGAGGUGUGGAUGAAGACAUGAACGUAACACAAGAGCUGGCUUCCCAACGUAGCAUGUACGACAUUGUUACCGGAGAGAAUAUAUUCAAUGAGUUGAAAAAACAUUUGCUGAUUAUAACUUGGACUGGACUAACCUCAGUUGCCUGACCGUUGAUGGAGGAAAUAACACGAGUGGCAUAAAGAAAGGCUUGGUUGGACAAGUGAAGCAGAUGUGUAAUGAGAGAAAAAUUCUGCAACCAAUGUUUCUGCACUGUAUUAUUCAGCAGAAAGCUUUGUGUGCUAAAUAUGUGGACAUUAGCAGGAUACUGAAUCCUGUGGUAAAGAGGGUUAAUUUAAUAAGGUCACAUGGGCUCAACCAGACACAGAAUCGUAAGAUUUACCAUAAUAAGAUGGCUAAGUUGUGAGAAAGUUCUGAGCAGAGCAUUUAAGUUAAAAAAGGAAAUAGGUGACUUCCUGGAAAGUAAAGGCAAGCCACAGCCAUUACUGUCUGAUGAAGAGUGGGUUUGGACAUUGGCCUGUGCUACAGGCAUAACAAGUCAUUUAAAUUUUCUGAACCUAAAACUACAAGGAGAGGAAAAUCUUGUUUCUGAUCUAUACACCCACCUAAAGGCCUUCAGAUCCAAAUUCGUCUUGUUUUUUGGAACAAGUAUAGGCCAACAACUUGACACACUUUCAGCAGUGGACGGUCUUUAUGGCUGAAGCAUCAGCGGAGUUCCCCAACGUCAUUUGCAUGCAAGAUCAUCAAAGACCCCAAGCUGCAGUGUUAGCAGCGUUUUUCUGACUUGGAUUUAAAGGCAGAAGAAAUGAGACUUUUUCAAAACCCAUUUGAAGCGGAUGCGGCCAGUCGCCCAGAUGAACUGCACCUGGAGGUCAUUGAGUUGCAAACAAAUGACCUCCUAGGGACAAGUUCAAAGAAGGAGCGGUGGGUUUUAAGCUAGUUUUCGCCAAAGGAAGACUUUCCUAAUUUCAAAACAUUUGCAUCAAUGUACCUUUCAAACUUUGUAACAACAUUUCGGUGUGAACAAACAUUUUCAAAAACGAAAUACGUGAAGUACAAUUUGAGAUCAAAUUUGUCCGAUGAUAAUGACAGGUCACUGUUGAUGUUAGGGAUACAAAUCUAAAUCCAGAAAUGUCUGCUAAUCACUGCUAUUUUGGCAUCCAGGAAACAAUUUCACCAUUCCCACUAAUACAGGUGUUCAUGUGUCGCGUAUUAAUGUUUUAUUAAAUAAUACCUGAAUGAAAUAAUUAUACAUAAAUAAUUAAAAACAAAAUCCAUGUUUUGAUUAUUUUUUAUUUGGACAUCGAGUGUGUAGUCGGCCCCCGAACUGCUGUUUGAUAGUUAAUGCUGCCCUCGGUCUGAAAAGUUUGGAGACCCCUGAUCUAAAUGACUGACACUAAAGGUGAAAGCAUUCAAGUUACUGCUAAUGUUUAUUUGCCAUGCUAGAAUUUCUUUUUGUUUACCAGAGACUUUUGUUAUCUACUCAUAAACCUAGCAUAUUUUUGAAAAGUUUUUGGUUUCAUGUAUAAUUGCAUUUGUGACUGUAAAAUUCUAUAUGCUGAGCAUUAUUAUUGGUUUAAGUUUAAAAAGUAAAAUGCAAUCAUAACAUAAAUUGUUUUAUAAAGAUCUCUCAAUGUAACGGUAAUUUAUUUUUUCUCUAAAGACUAAACUUAUAUCAUUAUCUUAUGACAAUUACAUUAUGUCUUGUUUGUGUUCAAUUAGAUAUUUUUACUGGUAUGUAUUAAGAGUUGAUUUGCCAUAAACUUGUUAUAAUCAAAGAUUUAUACAAAGGUAUAUGAUAUCAAACAUUUAUAUAUAAGGCACUAGACCACAAUUGAGGAAUUAUAAUAGGGUUGGACUGCAGUAAAGCUUAAGUCUUUAUGUUGAUAAAAGUCACAAAGUUUCUAGAUUUUUAAUCUUAUGCUUAUGUGUUAAGCCAGUGGUAGGAAAAUUGCGUCUCGCAAGUCGCAUGCGGCUCUUUACUUUAACAACCUGAGUGCGGCUCGGCCAGUCGGCCACAAAUUGCUUUUGACUCCGAAAUACAUGGUUCUUGACAAUUCUUGAAAAGAAAUUUGUCUCUCAAAAUUUUUUUAAUCGUCCUGCUGCUGAUUUUUGCCUCUUUUUAAUAAUGGGUUUGCCGACCACUGUGUUAAGCCAACUCUGAUGACAAUGUUAAAUAAUUUUCCACAGAAAACAUUGACUUUUCUUGAUAAAGAAAAAUACAUAAACUUAUCAAGAUGGUUUAGCAAUGU